Messenger RNA from Gymnodraco acuticeps, 1110 nucleotides. RefSeq lists its product as uncharacterized. The coding region runs from base 1 to 1110 and encodes 369 amino acids. The transcript has 5 exons. NCBI's taxonomy places the organism in Eukaryota, Metazoa, Chordata, Actinopteri, Perciformes, Bathydraconidae. The record is from RefSeq and is a predicted model, not a curated record.
AUGGUCAUCAAUAUAGACUUCUAUGGAGACAAAGCCAACAAAAGGGACACAGGAACAAACUGCAGGGUCAUUCCAAUGGCGAAUGAAGAAAAUAAACAACAGUUCUUGGAAAUGCUGUCUGCCUCAGGAGAGCUGCCUGUUGGUCUGAGCACUUUCAAGGCUUUUGCAGACCCUUUCAAACCAAAGCCUUGGUACCAACAUCUGUCAGAAUUUUCAGAUGAUCAGGUACAGGCAAUAGAGGAAGAGACAAAAGACCAGGCAGAAUGUUCAUCUUGGCACCAGCAGGGGGUUGGGAGGGUGACAGGUACAUCAGCACACAGAGUUAUCCACACAUCUCUUGAGAAACCAUCAAAAUCACUGCUGAGGGAUAUUGUGCAGAAAGAGUCACGCAAAAAUCCUCUGAAAACACCAGGCAUCAUUUGGGGUAGGGAACACGAAAAAGAUGAUAUUGAGACAUACAAGUAUGCACUGGGCCUUACAACUGCAUAUACAGCACCCACUUUAAUUAACAUCUCCAGUGACAUAUAUAAACCCCACACAAGCAUCAGUAUUCAACGGGCAGGCUUCCGAGUGUGCAGAGAGAAGCCCUACAUUGGUGUAAGCUGUGAUGCUUAUGUACACUGCGUUUGCUGUGGAAAGGGGGUGGUUGAGGUAAAGUGCUCCUUGAAGUGGAAUAGUGAUUUGUCAGCUGAUCACUGGCCAGCAGACAAGAGAGGACAUCUGGACACUUUGUUGUCGCUGAGGACCAACCACAGCUACUACACCCAGGUGCAGAUGCAGAUGUUUGUGUGCAAAACAACCUAUGCAGACUUCAUCACCUGGACGCCAAAGCAAACCGUUAUCUUCCGUGUCCAACAAGAUGAAGAUUUUCAGUGUCAGGCAGUGGACACCAUUAGCCGUUUUUGGGCCAGGCACAUCUACCCACAGCUGGCGGGAACCACAAUCCCAGAUACAGAGCUGGAGCUUCAGGAGUCAACAGACAGUGCUGUGUCAGACACAGAACAGGAGCUUCAGGGUCUUUACGAAGCAAACAGGGAGCGGCCCAUCCAGGAUGUGGAAUCUUCGCUUCAGCACACCGAUCACCCGCUCUUUGUUUCCUGCCGAGAGUGA